Messenger RNA from Cynocephalus volans (Philippine flying lemur), 2817 nucleotides. It is a transcript of the gene ATP6V1B2, whose product is annotated as ATPase H+ transporting V1 subunit B2. Gene Ontology annotation, molecular function: ATP binding; proton-transporting ATPase activity, rotational mechanism. Gene Ontology annotation, biological process: proton transmembrane transport; vacuolar acidification; ATP metabolic process. Gene Ontology annotation, cellular component: proton-transporting V-type ATPase, V1 domain. NCBI's taxonomy places the organism in Eukaryota, Metazoa, Chordata, Mammalia, Dermoptera, Cynocephalidae. The transcript has 14 exons. The coding region runs from base 18 to 1553 and encodes 511 amino acids. The record is from RefSeq and is a predicted model, not a curated record.
GGGACGGAGGAGACAAGAUGGCGCUGCGGGCGAUGCGGGGGAUUGUGAACGGGGCCGCGCCGGAGCUGCCCGUGUCCACCAGCGGGCCAGGGCUGGGAGCUCGGGAGCAGGCGCUGGCAGUUGCCCGGAACUACAUUUCCCAGCCUCGCCUCACAUACAAGACAGUAUCGGGAGUCAAUGGCCCACUUGUGAUCUUGGAUCACGUUAAGUUUCCCAGAUAUGCUGAGAUUGUACAUUUGACAUUACCAGAUGGCACCAAGAGAAGUGGGCAAGUUCUAGAAGUUAGUGGUUCCAAAGCAGUGGUUCAGGUAUUUGAGGGGACUUCAGGUAUUGAUGCCAAGAAAACGUCCUGUGAGUUUACUGGGGAUAUUCUCCGAACACCAGUGUCUGAGGAUAUGCUUGGUCGGGUUUUCAAUGGCUCAGGAAAACCCAUUGACAGAGGUCCUGUUGUACUGGCUGAAGACUUCCUUGAUAUCAUGGGUCAGCCAAUCAAUCCUCAGUGUCGAAUCUACCCAGAGGAGAUGAUUCAGACUGGUAUUUCAGCCAUAGAUGGAAUGAACAGUAUUGCUAGGGGGCAGAAGAUUCCUAUCUUCUCUGCUGCUGGGUUACCACACAAUGAGAUUGCAGCUCAAAUCUGUCGCCAGGCUGGUUUGGUAAAGAAAUCCAAAGAUGUAGUAGACUACAGUGAGGAAAAUUUUGCAAUUGUAUUUGCUGCUAUGGGUGUAAACAUGGAAACUGCCCGGUUCUUCAAAUCUGACUUUGAAGAAAAUGGCUCAAUGGACAAUGUCUGCCUCUUUUUGAACUUGGCUAAUGACCCAACUAUUGAGCGAAUUAUCACUCCUCGCCUGGCACUAACCACAGCUGAAUUUCUGGCGUACCAAUGUGAGAAACACGUAUUGGUCAUUCUAACAGACAUGAGUUCUUAUGCUGAAGCACUUCGAGAGGUGUCAGCAGCCAGGGAAGAGGUUCCUGGUCGACGAGGCUUCCCAGGUUACAUGUAUACAGAUUUAGCUACGAUAUAUGAACGUGCUGGUCGAGUGGAAGGUAGAAACGGCUCUAUUACUCAAAUCCCUAUUCUCACCAUGCCUAACGAUGAUAUCACUCACCCCAUCCCUGACCUGACUGGGUAUAUUACAGAGGGGCAGAUCUAUGUGGACAGACAACUACACAACAGACAGAUUUACCCACCUAUUAAUGUGCUGCCCUCACUGUCACGGUUAAUGAAGUCUGCUAUCGGAGAAGGUAUGACCAGAAAGGAUCAUGCUGAUGUAUCUAACCAGCUGUAUGCAUGCUAUGCUAUAGGAAAGGACGUUCAAGCCAUGAAAGCUGUAGUGGGAGAAGAAGCCCUCACCUCAGAUGAUCUUCUUUACUUAGAAUUUCUGCAGAAGUUUGAGAGGAACUUCAUUGCUCAGGGUCCUUACGAAAACCGCACUGUCUAUGAGACUUUGGACAUUGGCUGGCAACUGCUCCGAAUCUUCCCCAAAGAAAUGCUGAAGAGGAUCCCUCAGAGCACCCUGAGCGAAUUUUACCCUCGAGACUCAGCAAAGCAUUAGCUGCUGCUUCAUCCUUGACUUGGUACUUCUUGUGAAAUACUGGUUCUAUUUUCUCCUUUCGCACUCUUCCACCCCCACCAUUGUGCUGGAGUUUACCGUGUUACCCUGUAACUAAAAACAAAGAAUAGGUAACAUACUGUGCCAGUGUUGCAAUGUUUUAAACUGCUAACAGACUUUAAAAUAUCCCUUAUUCAGAAAAUCUGGAUCUUCAGUGCUUUGUUUAAAGUAGCUGCAGGGAUGGAGGUGACGUUUUCUUAUUGAUGUAUGUAUUUGUACAUAGUGUCCUCAUCAUUUGGGUCUUCUAGACCUUACCUCUCAACCCCCUUAAGAGUAUCACUAUCUGAAGUUAUAAUGCUUUGGUUUGUAAAUUAGGGGCAAGAUCAGGUCUGACAAAGAAGUCUCUUGGAAGAGCCCAGAGGCUCUUUACUGAGUAUUUUCUUGUGUAUCAUUGGUGUUCCUGUCGGUCUGUGCCGCAGCUCUAAGCAGGCAGUUUUCACUGUCCACUUGCUCUUGCCUGUAUAAUGAAUAGAUUAGCAAAAGGAGUUUUCUUUUCCUCUUCACUACAUAUGAGUUGGGAUUCCUGUGUCUUAUAGUUCUCCCUGUGAGUAACACACAGAAUCAUGCAACUCUUGCACAGCUCGUGUUUACCUAAUAGCAGUGAGAUGCACUGUCUUGGUGAUCCUUACUGGGUUUCCAUGUAGAGGAAUCAGAUAAUUAAAACAACUAAUAGAACUGUUGCUUGGAAAGAGUUAGGGAACAAUAAAAGAAGAAAGAAAAACCUAUAUUCGUCUACAUUCUGACAUGCUAACAGUGGUUUACAUUUCUAAAGUGUUUACCAGACACUGAAGGCAAGGUUGGGAGGAUAAAGCUCUUAUGUUUAUGGAUAUUUUAAACUCUGUUAGAGAGCAGCCUUUGGAAAGUCCUUGAUUUGGUACUGCUUUCCAACCUAUCUCUACCUUUCCAGGGUAAUCUUGCGGCACAAGUGAUAGCAUUGAAAAGCUUUAGAGUUUAUUACUUCCUGCUCCUUCUGAUGUGAGCCCUGAGCUAUCUUCUAUGCAGUUCUGCCGUGUCUACUGUUUGUUCUCUUUGUGUCCUUUGUUACUUGGGUGCAAUAGCAACUUCUUACUCUGUGCAUUCCAUCUUUCAAGUUGUGUAAAGUUCUUCACUUUUUUUCUCUGGGGGGUGGGGGGAGUCAGCAUGGUUAUAUUUUAAUGUAGAAAAUGUGACGUCUGGAUAUAAAAUGAAAAUAAAUGUUAAAUUAAAU